This is a messenger RNA of Phytophthora sojae, 681 nucleotides long. RefSeq names its product Avr1b-1 avirulence-like protein (gene Avh1b-61). Lineage: Eukaryota; Oomycota; Peronosporomycetes; Peronosporales; Peronosporaceae. The transcript has a single exon. Bases 1 to 681 code for a protein of 226 amino acids. The record is from RefSeq and is a predicted model, not a curated record.
AUGAAGAUGCGCUUGCACUUUGUGCUGCUAUGGAUGGCUGUCGUAACAUUCGUCUUAGGUGCUGAAACUUCGGCAAGAGUGGGCGCCGAGCAAUCGGCUCCACACGUGGCUGACCAGCUCUCAUUAGGUGCUGGCAAACGCGUGGAAUACGCGAAAAGGGCUUUGAGAACCGACGCGACGGGCGAGGAGAGAGCUGGGAUUCCUGGACUGUCGAAACUCGCGGGCCUCGUGUCGAAGGCCGGUCCUUCUGCCGAGAACCUCGCGAACACUUUGUGGCUGCGUGGGCGGACGGACCCGGCGAAGGUUUUAAAAACCUUAGAAGUUGGGGCGAAGCUCGAUGACAACCCAAAAGUUCUUCAAUGGCUCAAGUAUGUGCAGAUGUAUCGGACCACGAAGAAUGGCUACCGAUGGCAUGAUGGCGAAAUCUACGUCAAGUUGCUGCAGUCAUCCAAGUCGGAAGCAGAGGUGGCAAAACUGUUCCAAUCUCUCAAGACGAACCCAGAGCUGGCGAAACUCGGCGAGAAUUUGCAGAAGGCGCAGUUUGGUUCGUGGAUAAUCAAAGAUAUGCAUCCAAGCAGCAUCCUGAGCAUGCUGGGAUUCACGGGCAGUAUCCCUCUGAACAACCCAAGAACGGAAAUCGUGAAGAAGUAUGCUCUGGAGUAUGCCAUCCGCACAGUAUGA